CGGGUGGGGCCCGGGCCCCUGUUUACGUCUCCGGGGGCAGCUCGGGUCUCGGCGGUCAGGGAGAGUCGGUGAAGACGUCCAUGCACGGCCCAGAGUGAGAUGGAUGGCUCCUGCCAGCGGUACAGGAAGAAGGAAUGGACUCGGAAGGAAGAAAAUUCAUUUCAGAGACAAAAUAGCUCCCCUCCUCUGUUAUAGCUGUUCCCCUGGCAAUACAAACUUUCUGCUUUCACUUUUUGUGGAAGUAUGACUUUGUCUCCAUCUGGUGGAAAUCCAUUUUAAUAACUCCUCCUUGUCCGUCUCAAGUGGGCAGGAGAAUGAGGUCACUACUACUGGCUCUUAAAGUGGCCAUUGGGCUUAGCUUUGAAAGUAACCACCCGAAGGCUUGAGAGGGUCCGGUGACACUGUGUCUGUGAAACCUGUUUGCAGUUACUUCAGGGUUCUGUAGCAUUCCAGACUCGAGCACUGAAUCAGGAUGGGAAAAAGACGUUGUGUUCCUCCACUCGAGCCCAAGUUGGCAGCAGGCUGUUGUGGGGUCAAGAAGCCCAAGCUGUCUGGAAGCGGAACGCACACUCACGGGAACCAGUCCACAAGUGUCCCCGGCUCUAGUUCAGGACCUCUUCAAAACCACCAGCAUGUGGAUGGCAGCAGUGGUCGGGAGAAUGUGCCGGACUUAACUCUGGGACCUGGAAACUCUCCCAUUACACGCAUGAAUCCCGCAUCGGGGGCUCUGAGCCCUCUGCCCCGACCCAAUGGAACUGCCAACACCACCAAGAAUCUGGUGGUGACUGCAGAGAUGUGCUGCUACUGCUUCGACGUCCUCUACUGUCACCUCUAUGGCUUCCCACAGCCGCGACUUCCUAGGUUCACCAAUGACCCCUAUCCGCUCUUUGUGACAUGGAAGACAGGGCGGGACAAGCGGCUUCGUGGCUGCAUUGGGACCUUCUCAGCCAUGAAUCUUCACUCAGGACUCAGGGAAUACACGUUAACCAGUGCACUUAAGGACAGCCGGUUCCCCCCCCUGACCCGAGAGGAGCUGCCCAAACUUUCCUGCUCUGUCUCCCUCCUCACUAACUUCGAGGAUGCCAGUGAUUACCUGGACUGGGAGGUAGGGGUCCAUGGGAUUCGAAUUGAAUUCCUCAAUGAAAAAGGUGUCAAACGUACAGCCACAUAUUUACCUGAGGUUGCUAAGGAACAAGACUGGGACCAGAUCCAGACAAUAGACUCCUUACUCAGGAAAGGCGGCUUCAAGGCUCCCAUCACCAGUGAAUUCAGGAAAACGAUCAAACUCACCAGGUACCGGAGUGAGAAGGUGACAAUCAGUUAUGCAGAAUAUAUUGCUUCUCGACAACACUGUUUCCAGAAUGGCACUCUCCAUGCCCCGCCCCUCUACAAUCAUUACUCCUGACACACGGCUGCAUGACCAGCCCCAACCCCCUGUGGCCACCAAUGGCUAUGACAUCAUUGGAGCAGAUGCCUCCUCCUCCUGGUCCAGUUACUUCUAUUACUGCACCAUUUUGUGACGCCGGCUUCCGUUGCCAAGUCUGCCUCCAGCUGGCUUGGGGGUGGGUGGAGGGACGGGUUAGAUGGAAUGAAACAGAACUUGAGGGGCCCAAGCCUUAUCUCAGCCUUUCCUCAUUAUGGGGUUCCGUUGGAUUGGGGCUCCUCCAUGAUGAGAGAGAAUUGCCUUGUGGGUGCAGAAGACCCUCCGCGUGCACGUGACCACUUCUUGUUGGCCACACAGUGGAAGCUGGAGUCGUGGUUCCUGAAGGCUUACCCCACAUACACCCUCACACAGCCUCCCCAGAUCAAGUAGGUGUUCCCUUGGCAGUCUGGGCAACGGAGACCAACAAGAAACAUUUUUAGGUUGUUUUAAAUUCCUUUUUUAAAAUUCCAGUUUAUUGCAUACCAACAGUUGAUUACAACUUCCAUGCUUCAUAAGUGGACGCCAUGUCAGGGUUGAACGUGGGCACCGUGAGUCCUUGGAGGCUCCUGGACAGAGACCCACCUCAAGAUCGAAAGCCCUUUGGAUGGCGUGGCAGAUCUCAUUGCUCAGUCCGCCUGGAGGUUUACUCUCACCUGCUCUCAGUUGGAAUUUCUGGCACUCUUGCAUUGCGUCUCCUGGUACUGAACAGAGCUCUGGUGUGCCUGCUGAGGAAGGAGCUGGGAUGCCUGCAGGAGAGCCUGGCGUCAUUGCAGCACAGUGUGAAAGGAGAGACCCCUUCCUUACCACCCGGCUACCUCACUCCUCUGCUGGUAGCAGUGCCUACAGCUGCAUCUAGGUUCACAGGAGACGUAGAUGUUUGACAAGCGCAGAUGUUUGACAAGCGACUAGGUUGGGCUUUAGAAAGAUACAUUGUCACAGGAGAGAAUCCAGGGUCUUCAAGCUGUUUUUUUCUUUUCAGGCAAACAUUUUUGAGGAACUUAAAAGCAAAGGGGUUCCUUUUUCUAGUUUCCCUGUAGAAGUGAGAAGACAAUUGAUGAUUCAGUCCUUUACAGGACUUGAGAACAAAGCUGUGUAAUUAAACAAGGUGAAUCGUUAUCUUGCCUAAUAUGCUGGGAACCCUCACCCCAUCAGGGCAGAGUUCCAAAUAGCUCACUUUAUUCUAAGUCAUUCAGUUUUUCAUGUGGCACAUUUGCCGUUGUUGCCGACUCUAGCUGUCAGCAAGUUUCUCUUCUCUCUCGCCUAUCCUUCACUUGUUUGGUAGCAAAGUUAGAGAAGUUGAGGACUUAGAAGAUGCUUUGGAAACAUUGUCACAUUGGCACUGCUGAAAGUAUUCACAGGAAGAGGUGGCCAGCUGGGAAGAAAGACCCUCAGGGUGAUACACUGGUUUUCAGCAACAUGCUUAGAGAACUCUUGAAGUGGAUUAGAUGUCAACCUGGUGGACACAAUGUUUUUAUUUAAUUUAUUUUUUAAAGUUUAUGUGAUGAUGGUGUGGCUUUUCAGAAUGGGCAGAUAGAUAGUCAAGUCAAAAGAUCUUUCAAGUUUUCCUCUGCCAGGCAUUGGGGGUUGGGGGUGGGCAAGGACACCGUCUAAGAAAUGACACCUGCUGUUAUAGGUAUUGCUGUCCCAUUUCUUGGAAGAGACAAAUAAAGGUGGGCAGAUUUGCUUGGCAUCAUCCUCUGUCCGUGAGACUGUGGAGUGCAGGGGCCGUGGGCCAUACCAGCCUGCCAGGCCGAUUGCUUUCUCACACCCUGCCACUUCCUUUGCAGAGGAAUGAAAGAGCUAUUGCAGAUGAAGGGGUCGUUUCAUGAUUUCUUGCUGCUGAGAAUAAUAAAUGUCUUGUUACAUAUGCGAGGACAGUUACUUUCAGGUGCCAUGAAUUGAUGUCGGGUGGUCCAUUGGGACUAAACCACCCACCUUCAGUUUGUACAACAGUAUUGAUAUAUAGGGCUACACUUCAUUACUGUUUGUGUUCCAUGUUAAAAGUUGUGUUUAAUUUCUAAAGAUUAAAAAAAGCAAAAAAAUUGGUGCUAAAUUUUACCCCUGAGCACGCUCAGUGAAACUGGUCAUGCAAGCAUUUACAGUGCCAUGCUCUUCAAGCCUUUUUCUUGUACAAAUGUUGCCCCACUUGUCUUCCCCAAUGUAUAGUGUGUUACUUUAUUUUAUUUUAUUGCUGGUGGGGUAGGAGACCUACCAUUUAAGAAAAUGAACAGAAAAUUUGAACCCACAAAAUGAGGGGGAGUGGGAUGAGUGCACAGGAAUCAGGCUGGUCAUGCCCAGCACCAUGCAGUGGGCUCUGGUCUUGCGAAGCCUUACCCUGCACAUCCCCUCACGCUCCAUACUGGUCCAGCAGUGCAGGUACUCCAGGUCCUCUUGCUUGUCAAGGGGACUCGAGUUGACCAAGAGAAAUUUGGCCCUGUCAAGAAUGGCACUGUCAUGGGGCCUUAUCAGGAAGCAGUAUGGAAGUGUGUGGUCAUUGUCACCUCAUGAAAAUGGGUGGCUGGUGGCUCUCAGGAAGAAAACUAAGUCUGGAUCAUCCGUGUGGCGGCUUUGCGUAGGGGGAUGGCGGCUCCAAACCAGAACUGACUGCCUUCCACAUACUUGACUAAUGAAGCGAUGAGGGCCAGUGCAUGUGUGAGUGGUAGGUGUAAAGAGAAGGAAUGUUUUUCCUUGGUGUCUUGUUUGUCCUUGGGCUGCUCAAGCUGAACAGUAGGUGACUGCUGUUUUCCAGCAACCGACCCAACUUGGCUGGUUUGGUUCAGAGUUCGUUUCAUCCCUAGCUGUGAGUGCCUUUUGGUCUGGAAAGUUAGCUUGUCUCAUAAUACCCACAGCUAGGACAUUCUGUAAUUAUGAAUUGUGUUUGUUUCACAUUAAAAGAGGAUGUCUGAUCACUAGAGUUUGUCAGUGUUGGAUUGUUUCCACUGUGAGGUUCUUAAACUUUUUCGCUUCAUAAUUAAGCAAUUCAUGUUAGAGACCCUUUCAACACGAAAGGUUUGUAAUUGAGACAUAACAUUUUGUUUAAAAUAAAAGUCAUCUAUACAGAAGUCCUAGGUGUUAAUUUUAAUGUCUGCACCAAAUCUGUUUUCCAUGUUAACACCUAAAAUCUCACUAACUGUUAAUGUUCUUUUCUGUUGAGAUUCUGGAACCUAGGGAGCUUGUGUUUUUUUCGGUUAAUUUUCAACCCCAUUUCCCGGAAGCAAGAGACUUUGUAUGGCCUUCAGAUGCAAGAAUUUCAGACCAAUUCUUAUUCCACUUGGUUGCCUCUUGGCUAUAUAACUUCUGAGUGCAAGUCAUUGAACUCUUUAACGAAGUAUUGUAGAGAAUAAAUCAU
This is a messenger RNA of Molossus molossus (Pallas's mastiff bat), 4772 nucleotides long. RefSeq names its product AMMECR1 like (gene AMMECR1L). NCBI's taxonomy places the organism in Eukaryota, Metazoa, Chordata, Mammalia, Chiroptera, Molossidae. The transcript has 9 exons. The record is from RefSeq and is a predicted model, not a curated record. Bases 473 to 1405 code for a protein of 310 amino acids.